AUGAAGGUACAAAUUCUGGUUACCUUGUCCCUCAUAGCCGCCGUCAAGUGUAGGCCUGACGUAUCUCACUUUCCCACCGGCAGCUAUUUGCCUCCUGGUAGUUCCUCUGGCAGCUAUUUACCACCUUCUGGUAGUUACCUACCGGCCGAUUCAGGUAAAGACGAGACGCACGUCUUCUUCUACGGCUCCGAGGAAGACCUGCAGGCGAGAUUCAAGGUUAACGUUGUGCCAGCAUCUCACAAGAACACCAAGAUCAUCUUCGUGAAAACGCCGGGAUACACCGUCGUUCCGGAAGUGGUCGCGCCCCCGUCGCAAGCCGAAGACAAAACUUUGGUCUAUGUACUAGUGAAGAAACCACAAGAUGGAUCCAUAACGAUACCAACGGGACUUGGUGUGAAACAGGGCAAACCCGAAGUCUUCUUUAUCAAGUAUAACAGCAAACAAGAUGCCGCUCCUCAAGUCAGUGCAGGCGCACAAGGCCAGCAGGUCGGGAACGGCGUCCCUGAAGUUGGAAGCGAAGAUGCUUUUGUGGGCAUCUUGGGUAACGGCGGCGCUAACGGUCACGCAGGAUAUCCAAGCCAUGGACCAAACGGAGGAAGUGGUCCUUAUUAA
Messenger RNA from Photinus pyralis (common eastern firefly), 612 nucleotides. RefSeq lists its product as uncharacterized. The coding region runs from base 1 to 612 and encodes 203 amino acids. The transcript has 2 exons. Lineage: Eukaryota; Metazoa; Arthropoda; Insecta; Coleoptera; Lampyridae. The record is from RefSeq and is a predicted model, not a curated record.